Messenger RNA from Tupaia belangeri chinensis (Chinese tree shrew), 3033 nucleotides. It is a transcript of the gene BRI3BP, whose product is annotated as BRI3 binding protein. The transcript has 4 exons. The coding region runs from base 1 to 744 and encodes 247 amino acids. Gene Ontology annotation, cellular component: mitochondrion. The record is from RefSeq and is a predicted model, not a curated record. Lineage: Eukaryota; Metazoa; Chordata; Mammalia; Scandentia; Tupaiidae.
AUGUGUUUCCCGGAGUUCUGUGAGCUGCUCCAGCCAACCAAGGAUUGUGGGAACCCUGAGGUGAACCCCUCAGUCAGAAGCAUGGGUACACCCACCGUGUGGACAGCCCAUGUCCUGCUCGUCCGUCGGUCCAUCGGUGUCUGCAGGGUCCCAGGAGUGCAGAGCUCGGAGUGCGGCAAGCGCUCACGGCCACUGGCCCGCUGGCCUGGGCAGUUCCUGACCAGGCUGACCGAGAGGUUCGUGCUGGGCGUGGACCUGUUCGUGGAGACGCUGUGGAAGGUUUGGACGGAACUCUUGGACGUCCUGGGGCUGGACGUCUCCAACCUGUCCCAGUACUUCAGCCCGGCCUCGGUGGCCAACAGCCCGGCCCGCGCCCUCCUGCUGGUGGGCGUCAUCCUCCUGGCCUACUGGUUCCUGUCCCUGACCCUGGGCUUCACCUUCGGCGUCCUGCACCUGCUGUUCGGCCGCUUCUUCUGGGUGGUGCGGGUGCUGCUGUUCUCCAUGUCCUGCGUGUACGUCCUGCACAAGCACGAGGGCGAGCCGGAGCACGCCGUGCUGCCGCUGUGCUUCGUGGUGGCGGUCUACUUCAUGACCGGGCCCAUGGGCGUCUACUGGCGCGGCAGCUCCGGCCCCGGCGGCCCCGGCGUGGAGGAGAAGCUGGAGCACCUGGAGAACCAGGUCAGACUGCUCAACAUCCGCCUCAACCGGGUGCUGGAGAGCCUCGACCGCCCCAAGGACAAGUGAAGGUCAGCCGGCCCGCCCGGCCCUCCGGCGCCAGCGCGGGCCCCCGGGAGACAGAGACGGAGGAAAAAGAAACCGCCAAACCCCACACCAUCCUAAUAAAUGCGGCUGAGCAAAGCGGGCGCGUGGCGAGGGCGUGGCCAGCGGGGCCCCGCGUCCCGGGAGGAGCGAGAGGACCCUUAUGCGGGACUACGUCCAAGUGUCGUUAGGGGAAAUAUUUUUUAAACAAAGGAUAUAACCGUAUUAGCUGUACAGUAAGAAAUUUAUCUGAGCAUAGAGCAUAAAGUUAGUUUUUUCAAGCAUUUAAAUACAUCUUUUGUAAGGUUUUUUAAUAAAGGCGGAUUGAGUCAAGUUUAUUUCAACUUUACAUGGAAGGGGAAGAAUAUGCUAACUGGACAUUUGAGAGAAGCUUUGAUGCGACCGUUUUUUCCUGCCGCGGAGGGUUGGUGGGUGAGGGCCGCGUCGUGGUUUUCCUGUUCCCAGACCGUGAGUUUUCAUGUUAUUGGGGGUGGACGUUGACUUUGUGAAUGUCGCCCCGUCUCAGUGCGGGCAGCUGGGCUCAAGGCUCAGACUCGCCCUCUUCUGGAUCUGAGCGGCGCCCACCACCGCCGUGGGUCCUAUCUCUAAAUGGGGACAUGGUCUCAGGAGUCCCGAGAUGCCUCCCUCUGUACUUCCAGAUAUUUUUAACUCAAGCAUUUCCAAAAGGCCAGUGCCAGGACAGGGCAAAGGGGGUGUGGGGGUGGGUGCCCGGACCUGCCUUCUGGGCUGCGUGGCGGGUCCCACGACAAUCCGAUAGCCCUGCUUCACUGCAGGCCAGCCCGGCCGGGGAGGGACGCUGGAACCCGCAGGUUUUGGUUGACGCAGGAUCUGAGGGGCAGUGAGCAGGAGCGGCCAACCAUCUCCAAGUCCACUGCUGCUUCUGGAGGGUUCUCAGGACACCUAAGCUGUGAUAGGCGAGCCUCGGGAAAGACCCGAAUUGUUUUUCUGAAAUUUGAGGUGCUUUCUGUCUGAAGUUUGCUGCGUCUUCAUUUGAGGUGUAUCGGGGGCCGAGAGUGGUGGUGGCGGAGUGGGUAGCUGCUGGGGUCCUGAGCAAAGGAGCUUGGCAGACCUUGGGCCAGGGCCGGGGGACGCGCUCCUUUGCAAAGUCCUCCCUAGGAGACUGGCUUUGCAGAACACAGCUCUGAAGGCCGCGGGGUCACGGCAGCCACCGUUGCCUGUCCUGCACAACCCACACGUGUGUGGAGUGGUUUUCAAUCCAUGGUUCCUCAUCCUCACCCUAGGACCCAAAGGGCACAGUGGGGAGCACAUGUCCUAGGUGCUGAUGGAGUGAGACCACUCUCAGAACGCUGCUCUCAAAAACAUGCACUGUUUCCAGUUUGGGUAAGUGGAGGCUCUCGGGCCGUUUUUGGUUUUCCUUUUUUGGUUAGAGGGUGCAAGAAAGAGACAGCACCUCCCCUCCCCGCUCCGACAAGGCCUGCUCAUCCUUAUUUCCGUGUCUCUCCGGCCAUCAGGACCCUGUGCAUACACGUGCGUGGAGUGGUUUUCGAUCCAUGGGGCCAGAAUUCCCGCUGUGUCAGCCAUGUGGGACCGGCUCCCUCUCCAUGGCACCACGGGGACCAGCGAGGGCAGUUUUAUGGCUUGACACACUCAGUGAAAGAUGGCUUCAUUUUUUAAAGUUUAUUUAAAUUUUUUCCAUAUGAGGGAGCUAGAGCCAGCACCCUCCACCACGGGAUGUCACACCACAGUCCGCUCAGGGCUCAGCCAACCUGAAACGUGCACACCACACCUGGAACGUCCAGGGAGGGGACAGGAUGUAAAUCUGGGGGCCCAGCUGCACCACCAUUGUGUCACCGCCUGGCCCCAAUGUCUUUUUUUUCUCUCCUCAAACUAGCUAUAGGGUAUAUGCACUCACCAGAGAGAGACCGAGACAGAAUGAUUAAGCACCCCUGGAGGGAUGGCCACGCUGCAAGCUCUUCUCCAUUCCUCUCAGGACUUGGGGCAUGCACCCAAUGCCAUUCUUAAGCCCCUAGGCCCGGGACUCAAACCGUGCAGAUGGCCCAGUGAAAUCUAGCCGCCUUAACUGCCAUGCGCUGGCUGGCCUUCUGCCUUGAAGCUAAAGCACCUAGUUAAUUUUGAAUAUCAUUUCAGGGUAGAACAUUAAAUUCUGAUUGAAGUUCGGGAUGCCAGGUCCGAAAAAAUGGAAAAGGCCUUGGGUUUUUAAUACAUAGCUCACUUUUAUUUAUUUAUUUUUUUAAAAUUUGUUAGAAGGUGUUGGAGAGAGACAAAGAGAAA